Molecule: messenger RNA, 2944 nt
Organism: Tarenaya hassleriana
Lineage: Eukaryota; Viridiplantae; Streptophyta; Magnoliopsida; Brassicales; Cleomaceae
Exons: 4
Coding region: 406-2673 (755 amino acids)
Source: RefSeq, a predicted model, not a curated record
AGGUCCAUUCCAUCAACAGCCACAUAAGCUGCAACAAACAAAUUCCAAUCUCCUUCUCUCUUCCCCCCUGAAUCUGACCAGUCCUUUCUUCUUACCUUAAACAAGAUUCAACGAAAACAAAUAACAAUUUUAAUUUACUUUCUUCUCAAAUUCCAUGGCUGCAAACCCUACUUGGGCUUACGCACCAUUUUUAUUCAUUUCCUCUAUCUCUCGUGUUUUUUAAGGGUUUUCCCCAACCUGGCUCCAUCAUAAUAUUAGUUUUUCAUCUGGGUUCGUAUCAAAAUUCGUGCCUUUCCCAUCUGGGUCUCGGCAAAAUCCCCGCUUUUCUCAGAGAUCUGACGCUCUCGAGGUGAAAUCUUGAGCCUUUCUUGUUCUCCUUUUGGGCCCAAGUGAUGCUCUGCAGAGAUGGCGAAUCUAGUACCUGGAGUAUUACUGAAGCUUCUUCAGCACAUGAACACCGACGUUAAAGUCGCCGGAGAACACAGGUCGUCUCUCUUGCAGGUUGUGAGUAUAGUCCCUGCUUUAGCGGGAGGCGAGCUAUUUCCGAAUCAAGGGUUUUACCUCAAAGUCUCAGAUUCGUCCCAUGCGACAUAUGUGUCUUUGCCUGAUGAACAUGAUGAUUUGAUUCUCAGCGAUAAGAUCCAAUUAGGUCAGUUUAUUCAUGUUGAUAGGCUUGAAUCGGCCUCUCCUGUUCCGAUUCUUCACGGUGUUAGGCCUGUUCCUGGUAGGCAUCCCUGUGUUGGUAGUCCCGAAGAUAUUGUAGCUACUCAUUCACCAGGGUUUCUCAGUGAUAACAAUGUGAAUGAUAAUGGUGCUGGUAGUGGCAAUGGCUCCUCUGGUUCGAAACACGGGGAGAAAGAGAAAGAGAAAGCCAAGACAUCUUCUAAAGGAGCUGCUGGUAAUGGGAGUGUCGGUGAGAAGGAGAAACCAGCGGGGAGUAGGCUUAGUGUUAGUUCUAGGGAUGAACAUUCUGAUAGUAAGAAGCCAGUGGUUACGGGUUUGACUCGGACAAGGUCACAGUUAGGGAAGUUGACUUUGGAUGUGAGGAAAGAAACGUUGGGGAAGCUGAAGACUUCGGGUUCGAAGUCGAUCCCUUCUUCGCCUACAAGCUGUUAUUCGUUGCCUACUUCAUUUGAGAAGUUUGCGAAUGGGGUGAAACAUCAGCAGCAGGUGAAGGCUAAGGUGUUGGAGAGGGGCUCUCCUCGAUCGACAUUGCCAGAGAAGGGGAGGUCCCAUCUAAAGGCUGAAAGUCCGAGCUUGGGGAAAAAGCUCCCCAUGAUUAGAAAUUUCGUUCAGGGGAUCGAGUUUGGGGCCAAGGCACUGAGGAAGAGUUGGGAAGGUAAUAUUGAAGUGAAGAGUCGGGAUAGCACGAAACUGAAGGCUGGAAAGCGUGAUUCAACCCCUGAUUCCCGUAGUUUAUCAGCCCCGAGGAAAAGCACAUCGAGCGAGAAGUUGCCGACCAAAGAGGACAGGGCAAAUAUAUUUUCGAGAUCAUCGAAGGAGGAGAAUAAGAUUCAGCCAACCAAAAAGGUGGGGGCAAAUGGAACACUGGACGACAAAGAUAAGAUGGGUAAGCCAAAAGCGACACCCCUUGGAAAGAAAUCAAAUGCGGAGCAAACGACUAAUGGGUUGCCCGGGAAUUUGGUCAAAGUCCCUGUAAACGGUAAAAGAUUAGCGGAUGCAAAUAUCCAAUGGGGUUCGCUCCCUUCUUCUCUAUCAAAGCUAGGAAAGGAAGUCUUGAGGCAUAGAGAUGCGGCUCAAGCUGCUGCCAUAGAAGCUAUGCAAGAGGCUGCUGCUUCUGAGAGCUUACUUCGCUGCCUCAGUAUGUAUUCUGAUCUCAUGUCAACUGCUAAGGAAGAUGAUCCGCAGCCAGCGGUUGAGCAGUUCUUGAAGCUCCAUUCCAACUUGAAGAAUGUUCAAACGAUAACCGACUCGCUAUCGAAAAUAAUAUCUCCAGCAUCAUCCCCAGAAAAUGAAGAACCUAAGUCCGAGGAAGCCAUGAAAGUUGCUGCAGAAAGACGGAAGCUCGCAACCUCAUGGGUGCAGGCUGCCUUAGCCACCAACUUAUCUUCCUUCUCUGUCUACACCAGCAGCCCGGUCAAACCCGUUGCCUCGGGGAAUAAACCCAUCAUAGUCCUCGAGACCCAGGGUAAGAAUUCUGCGAGUAAAACCCGCGGGAAUGUCCAAACCCGACCAUCGGUUGGCUCCAAGCUCGUAGCUCAAGGUGUCAUCCGAAAACCUGGGGAUGGCACCGGCCAAAAGGCUGCAGCUUUGGCGGCUCCACCUCUUGAAUGGGUGAAAGGCAACGGUCUGGACGAGGCAAUCGAUCUCGUCGAGAGGUUGCAGAUGGUUUCUCAAGAUUGGUUCUUGGGUUUCGUAGAGAGGUUUUUGGACACUGAUGUGGAUACAUCACCAAGUCUGUCGGAUAAUGGGCAGAUAGCCGGGAUGCUGAGUCAGCUCAAGAGUGUGAACGACUGGUUGGACGAGAUCGGGUCAUCGCCCGGGAAAGAGGAUGGAGAAUCGCCCGAGGUUUCAGAGGAAACGAUCGAUAGGUUAAGGAAGAAGAUCUAUGAGUAUCUCCUGACUCAUGUGGAAUCAGCUGCUGCAGCUCUUGGUGGUGGCUCUGUUUCUUCUCCAAGACCCAAACCGGUCGAAACUAAAUCAAAAAGAUAAUCCGGUUUGGUUUGGUUUGGUAUUUGGCACAAUCUCCAAGGUUACGGACUAGGUAACUUAUAAUGCAAUGUGAGAGUGUAAUUUGUAUAUAUGAAUUUGGCGGUGAAAAUUUCCGGUAUAGUUUCGGUUAUUUAUCAUCUUAUCAUCGGUAUGAAGUGUACCGAUGUGAUUUAUCUCGGGUUUGUUCAUGGUAUUUAUUUUACCGGGUUGUUGGUAUAAAGAAGACGAUUUCCAUAUGAAAAGAUUUCAAUAUUUGGUUCGGUUUGAUGGA